UGUCUGCUUUUAUUUAGAGAUAGGUAGUAAAUAGAUGAUAAAUAGAUAGGUGACAGGUACUUUUGAAAUAUUUAAAACAAAUGACCAGGUCUUAUUUUCAUUGAGGCAUGGUGGUACAAAAUGAAACUGAACUGACUGAGUUUAUCAUACUUGGCUUUAGAAACCUGCAGGAGAUCCAUCUUUUGCUCUUCACUGGGUUCUUCAUCAUUUAUCUCUUCACAGUUGUGUGGAAUACCUUCAUUAUCCUAAUGACAUUGAUUGAUCAGAAACUACAAACCCCUAUGUAUUUCUUCCUUGGGAACCUCUCCUUUCUGGAUAUUUGCUAUACAAGCACCACUAUCCCCCAGAUGCUGGCCCAUUUACUCUCAGAGAAAAAUAGCAUUUCCUAUAUAGGUUGCGCACUUCAGGCAUAUUUCUUUUUUUCUUUUGUGGGCAUUGAAUGCCUCCUGCUUGCAGUAAUGGCCUUUGAUCGCUAUGUUGCCAUUUGCAAUCCUCUAUGCUACUCAUUGAUUAUUAGCAAAGAAAUUUGUCUCCAACUGGCUACAUCCUGCUGGGCUGGUGGCUUACUCAACUCAGUAGUACAUACCACCUUUGCCUUUUGGUUACCAUUUUGUGGCAAUAACCACCUGGAUGCUUUUUAUUGUGAUAUUGCUCCAUUACUGAGAUUAUCAUGUGGAGACACUUCUCUUAACCAAGUUUUUUUGCUUUCCAUUGGCUUUUUCAUAGCUUGGACCCCUUUGGCAUGCAUCCUUCUAUCAUAUAGUUAUAUCAUUUCAACCAUCUUAAGUACACACUCUUCAGAAGGCAGGAAAAAAGCUUUUUCCACCUGUUCCUCCCAUCUCACAGUGGUCCUUUUAUACUAUGGAAGUGCCCUUUUCACCUACUCAAGGUCAAAUAACAAUCAUUCUUCAAAUCAAGCUAAACUUAUUCCAGUAAUAUAUAGUAUUUUAACCCCACUUUUAAAUCCCAUCAUAUAUACCUUGCGCAAUAAAGAUGUAAUGAAUGCCUGGAGAAAUACAAUUAAAAAAUAAUGAAACAUUUUUUCUUAAAACCUAAUUAUUUCCAAGAUUGUCUUUCCAACUGAAAUGAAUAUUUAAUUAAUACUAUUGUGAAAUAUGCAGAUUCUGGUGUAUAUAUGUAUUUCAAUGUGCACUGGUUUUCCCAACAUUUACAGCAAUGUGUUUAUUUAUUGUAUAACUUGAUGGUUCAUCUUCAAUAAUGACACUUUAGUUCAUAAAAACUCUUGCAUAGCUAGCCUAUUCAAACUUUUUUUUUCCUCACACAUAUUCGGAAUAGAUUGUUUAUGCCAUGACUUGACUAUGCCUAUGAGAACAGAAGAGUAAUCUUGAGAAAUAAGAUUUUAACCAGUUGAAAUUUUCUCACUAUGCGAGUACCUACAGAAUAUACAGAGUAAUAAAAAUUAUCAAUAAGGGGAAAUAUUUGUAGCUCAGGGUUGAAAUGAGGGAUUCUUGGUGCUCUCUGAGCUUGAUUGUUUUCUUGCAGACAUUUCAUUAUCAAACUAGAUAAGAUGAUCAGUAGCAUUAGCACUGUUGAUGUUACAUAAUUUGAAUAAUGAAACAUCUACAAGAAAACAACCAAACUCAGAGAACAUCAAAGACCUUCAAUAAAAGUUAUUUCUAUAUUUCAAUUUUACAUUUUUAUAUAUUAUAAUACUACAAAAGGCUGCAAUCAUCUACUUUUAUUCAAAGGUAGGUAGGAGAUAAAUAGAAAAUAAAUACAUUCUAAAUAUUUAGUUAAAUGUAAGUAUACUAACUUCUUAUACAAUAUGAAACAUACAUUUUAUAUGAAGAUGGAGUUCUGUUCACAAACAAAUAAAAAAUAAUUGAAGUCAUUCUACAUCAAUGUUCUUAUGUACUUGAUUUUAGAGAUUCUGAACUAUUGAAAAUUUUAUUUGUUUAUUUUCAGUAUUUUAAAAUUUUUACAUUCCAUUUUGUA
This is a messenger RNA of Crotalus tigris (Tiger rattlesnake), 1956 nucleotides long. RefSeq names its product olfactory receptor 5V1-like. The transcript is spliced from 2 exons. The record is from RefSeq and is a predicted model, not a curated record. Lineage: Eukaryota; Metazoa; Chordata; Lepidosauria; Squamata; Viperidae. Gene Ontology annotation, cellular component: membrane. Bases 108 to 1031 code for a protein of 307 amino acids. Gene Ontology annotation, molecular function: G protein-coupled receptor activity; olfactory receptor activity. Gene Ontology annotation, biological process: G protein-coupled receptor signaling pathway.